UUCUUUUCUUUUCUUUUCUUUCUCCUUUCCGUUUUCUCUCUCUUUUCACUACAUUCCAUUUUCGAUCCCUUGUCUAGUUUUCGUUUUCAUCUUCAUGCAUCCAUAAACUCCGUGUUUAAUUCGUUGCAUGUUACAUUCAUUAUCCCUUCGAAACACUCUGACUCCAUUUCGUCAUUUAUUAUAUUUCUUCGUUCGUAUCGCGUUUUUCUCCCCUCUAAACAACAACAACAACAAAGUAGAAAAUAUAUAUACUUUUGCUGCAUUCUUUGACCGUAACGGCUUCUUGAAUUCCCUCGUUCUCAUUCUCAUUCGAAUGAUUCAAUUGAACUCACUCAACCCUAUUAGUGCCGCUAUCUGACUAUAUAUAUACAUUCACGGCAACAGUGCUUAGUAUCUAGUAGAACUUACUAACAAUAGCAAAAUAUGGCCCCCGCAGCAGCUUCAGCAAGUAACUGGCUCUCAUUUUCUCUCUCUCCUAUGGAAAUGUUGGCUUCUUCCCAUCAUCACCAAACUCCCCAGAUUCUCCCUUCUUCCAUUUCCAACUCUUCUCCUAGUCAUAAUUACUAUCUUGACCCUUUCUACACCACCGAUUGGGGGAAUCAGAAGCCGGGAAUGGGGAUGUACACCGACUAUGUGCUGGACCAGCAGAUAGAGGAUAACAACAACCAACAACACCACCACCAUUCAACUUCAUCAACGGUGCCGAAACUCGAGGAUUUCUUUGGCGGUGAUCAUCAUCACAAUAACAACAACAACAACAACAACAAUACGGCGUCGUAUAACAGUCAUAACGAGACAACAACUCAGGACUCAUCUUCUCAGUUGACUCAUUUCUACGACCCACAACACCAAAGCUCGACCCCGGACUACUUCACAAACAACCACCACCACCACCACCAGCAACAUCAACAGCAAGAUCUGAAAACGAUGACAUCUUCAGCCGGAUUUCAAGCCGCGUUCUCUGCGAACUCCGGCUCUGAGGUGGAUGACUCGACGGCGACUCAUCUUGGGUGCGGUGGAAGUGGGGCUGAGUUUUUGGGGCAUUCUGUUGAGUCGACUCAGACCGAGUUGGUCCCGAGUUACACCGCUAACAACAACAACAGCAACAAUGGCGGGAGUUUGUCGCUUUCUGUAGUUCCACAAACUGCAGAAAAAUCAAUAGUUGCUGUAGAUACUGAUAAUAAUAGUAUUAAGAAGAUUUCUGAUACUUUUGGUCAGAGGACCUCCAUUUACAGAGGUGUUACGAGGCAUAGAUGGACGGGACGGUAUGAAGCACCUCUGUGGGAUAACAGCUGUAGAAGAGAAGGGCAAGCCAGAAAAGGGCGUCAAGUCAUCCGUCAGAAUUCAGAAAUGUGCCGCCAUUUUGCUACACUCUCUUUCCUCUCUGCUUUAAUCUGGGUUUUUAGCUUUCUUUCAUUUCUGUCUUCUCUAUCUCUUUUUUUUGUUUUUGUUUUUACUUUGGGGGUGUGGUUUGUUUUGGUCAGCCCGAAAGUUAAAGUUGUAAACGUGCCACUGCCAGCUG
Spinacia oleracea (spinach) is the source of this 1522-nucleotide messenger RNA. RefSeq names its product AP2-like ethylene-responsive transcription factor AIL6. The transcript is spliced from 4 exons. The annotation marks the transcript as partial. Lineage: Eukaryota; Viridiplantae; Streptophyta; Magnoliopsida; Caryophyllales; Amaranthaceae. The record is from RefSeq and is a predicted model, not a curated record.